Molecule: messenger RNA, 14598 nt
Organism: Wasmannia auropunctata (little fire ant)
Lineage: Eukaryota; Metazoa; Arthropoda; Insecta; Hymenoptera; Formicidae
Gene: mv
Product: lysosomal-trafficking regulator
Exons: 35
Coding region: 3470-13942 (3490 amino acids)
Biological process (GO): intracellular protein localization
Cellular component (GO): cytosol; membrane
Molecular function (GO): protein kinase binding
Source: RefSeq, a predicted model, not a curated record
CGAUGGAGUCGGUGUCAGUGUUGUCAUCCUGUGUGGUGCACGACUGACAGCUAACCGCUAAACGGCGAGCCGAGCAGCUGAGCCGAGCUCGACGCGGCAGCCCCCGUAACGUCGUGUCAAUUGUAAGGUACGUCGUGGAGAUCGACGACAACGAAUAUCCCUGACGGCGACGAUUCCUGACCGUCGACCUGACCCCGUCCCGGGGCGAGGAGACCUCCCCGCACGCGUCGAGUCCGUGUGGCUCCGAUUUCUUUUGGCUGCAAGCGUUUUUACACUUUCUCGGAAAAACGGAACGAGAGUCUAAUUGAACUUCUCGCGCGGGGAAAAGGAGCAGGAGGCUGCAAUUGAAAAAACAAGCUUACACUGAAUUUUACACGUAGGUUUUACCCUUCCCAGUCGCUUCUUGCAUUCAUACUUGUAUACCUACCCUCCGGAGCAAGUGUGGCAAGUCGAGAAAUAAAAGAUGCACAAAGUGAAUCGGCAGUCGAACCGAAUGGCAAUCGUCUCUCUGCGAUGCACGAAGAAUAGAACGGAAAUUGCGAGAAGAGGGAUUGCGACUCGGUGUUCCGCCUCGUUUUCAGCUUUCUCCUUUCUAACGCUCGCCGUGUGCUUAGAGUAAGGUAUAAUUCUCUUUGACUAUAUAAGUAUGGACUGACAGUAAUUAACUUCACACGUGUCGCCAAGCUGGAAGAUGUAGACUCCACUUCGGUCAGUAAUUUUCUGCGGGGAGGAGGAAGGCUCCUGUGAAAUCAGCGUGUUUACGACACGUGUAAAGGAAAGGUGCUGAGCCUGUUUUUAAUUUCAUUCCGUCGAUUUGAGAUUUUUUUUGGCUCCCUAUCAAUUUUCAACAUAAUAUUUAAUACAUUUUGACAAAUAUUUGAUAUUUUUUUUACUGACUGGGGUGGAGCCUAAAAAUCGAAGUUCGAUACCUCAACCAACUUCAGCUCGGCGACACUGGGCAUAUGUCUUUUACAUAGUAAAAUCGGGGGGACUAGCAGUCCAUAUUUAUAUAGUCAAAGAUAAUUCUUACUUACACUUCCUUCUAGGACAGCCUUACAUUGGCGCUUUAGAAAAUAAAUGGAAUUCAAGUGUAGGAAACAGCUGAAACAAGUAGCUAAGAAUAGCUAAAAAGUUUAGCGUACAUAAGAUAUGCCUGUGUUACAAUUUACAUUUUUGCAUGUAAAAAUGAGAUUGGUGUACGUUUAGGUUUACUGAAAGAUGGAGAGGAAUGAAACAAAGCGAACGGAAUCUCUAAGAGGAAUCUAGAAACGAGGACUCGGCCGACGUCGCGCGAACGGAUGGCGGGACCGUAAAGAGAGAGAGCAGAAAAUGCGAAGCGAUGGAUGCUCUUAAUUGUCAGUUUUACGAGACGGGAGUAGCGAGAAGGUCAACCAGCUAUCGUUAUCGUCGUCGGCGAUUCGCUGUUUAUCGACGUCGCGCGCCGAUCACGAAAAGUCCGCGAGGCGAUAAAACUGGCGAGGGGCCAACGCUGCGUGAACCACGAUUUUUCGUCGUGGAAGAGAACCGAUUGGAGGCGCCGGAGGCUCGACCGUGGAUUUCCCCUUCCUCGUUGCGCGGAUAGUUAAUAUCCGACGUCCACCCCCAGCCGAGGACUCGAGCUGGGGACACGAACUGACGAGCAAGAGGAGUGUACUCUCGUUUCCCGACGUGCGCGGAUAGGCACCGUGUUCGACUUACUCGUUACCGACGUAAUUUCGUUAACGAUAAUUUCGAUUAAGUAAGCCUAAUUUUUGUCUUUAAUAUGCGGUAACAUAAAUUUUGUAAAAGUGUCUCCGAAUAAACGGUUCAAAUUUAACGCAAGUAGAACUACAAGUAGAAUUUUUUUUUUUUUGACAAACAACAGUUGAAAUCAGAGAUGUUUGAAAACUUAACUCUCUAGACUGAAAAUAGCAAAAGCAUGAAUUCAAUCUUCUUCAACAUUUUCUCUGAGGGAAAAUAUUGAGUUUGAUUCGUUAAAGGAUCAUUAACAUUGGAUCUGUUUAUUUUAAAAUAUUUUGCGUAUGAUAAAUAGAACUAUCUUGAAAGUUACUUCAAAUCUCCUGGCUCAUUUCAUUAGUGCUGGAAAUCUUAUAAAACUCUGCAGUUAGAAUUUGAAUUUGUAAAUUAAUUUUACAUUAUUAAAUUCUAUUUGUGAGUAAAUAGAAAAGCAGGUAAUUAAAAAUUUUUUUAUUUGUGAAUGGAGUUAUCUUUCUCUAACAUAUUUAACUGUAUAUUUAAGAUAUGUAUAAUAUGUCUAGUUUACAAUAUUUGAUAUGACAGAUUGUUGCUGAGUGCAUAUUAUUAAUAUUGCAAAUAAGAUCACUGUCGUUCUCCGAAUCUCGAUAUUAAGUUCUCGGUAAUCUCAAUAUUAAUCGCCGAAAAAGAUCGUGAGCUAUCGCGCAUUAAAAUAUAUUAAGGCUAUCAGGAUAUAUUAAGAAUCAUAAUUAAUAUUCUUUAGUAUUCUAAUUUUCUAGCAUCACAGCAAUUAUAUUUUUGCGAGGUAUUUAAAAUUUGUUUCUCAAUUCUUAGAUUUGAAUGGAGAACGAACGAUCGGUAAUCAGAAGGAAGCUGGUUCGCGCCAUAAAGUAGUGAAGGCGUUCAGAACUUUAAUUUUAUAGCUUUAACAAUUAAACAAGUCGAAUCCUGUCUAUAAUUAAAACGACAGCUGCCUGGUCAUCGCGUCACGUUUUCCAACGCGGAUCUGUAAGAAUCGAGAAGAAAAGUUUACCAGAGAGGAACGGCUUUGCGUUCUUGAGGCUCGUCGCUAGAUUUAUGAGUGGAUCGUCACAUGCUCCGAGAAGCGAUAACGAGGCACUGUCGUCGUAUGGCGGCACGGGAGCGAGUAUCGACAGAUAAGAAUUGCCAGUGGCGGUAGAUCAAAUCCUGCCAUCGCGGCUGUAGCAGCGAUUUCUCGCAUGGCCGCGUGCGUUUCCAUUCUGACACAGUAUAGUGAUGAUGGCUCAUUGAUAGUGCUGGUAGAGGCGACAGCGGCAGUAGCGACGGCAGUGAUUGUUAUCGAAGAGUCUAUAAAUCCCGGAUUACCGUUCACCAACGUUUCGUACUCCGCGAAGGUUCCGCGAAGCUUCCGAGCCUUCCCCACGGAAGGCUGCAAACUGGUGAUCAAUCGCGAAUACGUGGGGAUGUUAUGUAAGCUGGAUUCGCGUUCGGUAAACAUAUUCGACACUCCCGUGUCGGGAUCGGAUUUGCAAUGCGUCGUAAUGUUGCCGAGUCGCGAGGUUCUGAUUACAGAACACGAUAGUAAAGUAAAAUAUCAGUUGCUCUUCUUGACGCAAGUCUUUUGACUCGCCUUUGAAUUAAGGUGUCACUGCAGCACUGUUUCUUAAAAAAAAAAAAAAAAUCAUAAUGUAUUCUUUGAUCAUGUAUUGAAAAUGUGAAGCACAAUCUAAUUGUCAGCGCCGAGUAUAGUUUUUCGACUCUCAAGUGACGUACGUGACGGGACAUAUCGAUUAUGCAUCUCAGCACGUGUUGGUUUACUCAGCCCGACGUGAGGAAUCCCGGUCUUUCAGGUGAUCAAGUUACUUGGUCGAAGGAUGCACGCCAGAGGCAGCGCGAGGACAACCUGUGCGCGUGGUUGAGCUCGGACGAGAUAGCGAGUUACGAGGAAGAUGCGCGGUUGAAAACCGAGGAGCCCGAAGAGGAGGACGAGAAGGAGCGCGAGGAACGGGGCUCAGGGAUGUCUACGGUGUCGAUCAAUAAGCUGCAAGUUCUGUGGGAUCAUUUCAUCCACGCCGAACCCCAGAGUUACGAGAAAUCGUCCUGGCUUGAUAUAUUUCUGGCGGAAUUGCUCGCGCAAAUUAAGGAAGGCAAAGACGUGAAAGAUGUCCUGUCUUGUUGUUCGGUUGGCGUUGGCGGCGUGUCGACCCUCGUGGCCUGCGAAUUGCUCUCGGACGUGCACGAGUUGUGCGGAAGCAGGAGCGACGGCGGCGAGCUGAUCGGUCUGCGAAAGUACCUGGUACAGGAUCGCGGCUGGCGUUACCUGGCGGUGCUGCAUCUGUUGGGCGUACGCGGUCUGUCAUGCGGUCGCGAACUCGUCGCGCUGCUGGUUGCUCUCUACCAGGUCGCGUUCCAGGAUGGAGCCGACUCGGGGGCCGACCUGACCACCGCGUCGCAAAAGUCGGACAGCGGCGAAUCCGCCGUCGUCGGGCCGUCGACACGUAACCAGUACAUGAGAUUUCACUGUAACGACGAUACCGUCGACACGGUGAACAUCGAGCUGCACGCGAAACGCAAGAGCACCAAGAACUGCGGCCGCAGACGUUUCUCCCACGAGGGCGACACGCCGUCGCGCAGGAGAACCGCUCGUCGACACGUUGUCGGCGCUACGAAGAUCUACCAGUCCGCCAGUCACAAGCAGAAGAAGCCGUCGUCGAUCUUGGAAGCGCGACGUAAUACACCGGAGGACGAGACGAGCAGCGAGUUCGAGCCGUCGACGGACGGCAUCGAUCCGGCACGUUCUCUCACGCUGAAGAUCCGUCUGAAUCCGAUGGACUUUGAAUAUUUCACGUCGAUCGUGAGGAGCGACGAGGAGCAGAAGUGGCAGGCUGAAUUGUACGAGCUGCCACCUCGUCCCGUGAGGAAAACGCCGCGCGAUUACAUCGACGAGAGGAUCCGCGACGUAUUGGACGCCGACAUCAGUAACUUCGAGAUUAGCUUGCUCAUCAUACAGCUGCUGCAAGGCUUGCGCGAUUACGACACACCCGCGGAGCAAACGCCAGCCGUGCAGGUUCUAAAAUUUGCCCUGGACACGCUGUGGUCGCUGCAAUUCGGCAUAAAUGGCAGCAGUUUGAACGGCACGGAAAGUGCGACCCUGAAGGCAGCCGCCGCCCGGCUAAUGUUGACGGCUCUGGAGCGCGCUUUGAGGGCCGACGAGCCCACCACGGCGGUGAUUCACAACGGCCUGCUGCCGAUGACACUGAGAUUGCUGGAGAACGCCUGCAGCAAGCCGGUGGGCGUGUUGAAGCCGGAGGAAGGUUCGCUGCUGCAGGAAUUCAUCUUCGCCACCAUCUACGGGAUCGUCACGUUCCUCUACUGCCUGUUGCACCAGCGUAGCGGCAAUGUCGACAAGCUGUCGGACUUCCUCGAGUUGUUUCGACUCUUCGUCGAGAGCCAGGACGGCAGGCUCGUCGAGAGAACGGUGUUCGCGAUCGUCGAUCUACCCAGCGUCGAUCCGGCGAAGUCGAUAGUACGGGCCAAGAAGAUAAUCGACAUAAUGGGCGCGCUGACCAGCGGACUGAAGUGCGUUCGCCGCGAGCUCUCGCACGCCACGCAGUGCCACAGGGCCAAGCACAAAUCCUGCAUCGACCACGUGCAGAGCCAUCAUCACUCGGACGUGCUCGGAGCACCGUACUCCCAACCGAUCGUCGGCGUGGCCGAUAAACAACUGUGCUGCAUCUCGUCGUUAUUCGCGACGCUCACGAGCUUGCUGAAGGAAUCUCAUCUGUUCGCGAGCGAGUUGCAGGUGAGGCUGAUUGGGAUAAUCACCGCCGCCGGUACGUGCUGUUGCUUCCCGCCAAAGAUACUCGUCUCGAGCGUCAUCGCCUGUCUGAGAAAACGCGACUCCGCGACAUACGCCCCGGCGGUGGCGUUCCUGGAGCGUACCGUCUUCCGAGAGCUGGGCGCCUACUCGGCGGCGGAUGCGUGCGACACUUGCGACAGACCGGCCAAUUACUCGUGGGACUUUCUGGAGCUGUACGUCGACUUGCUGUGCCCCGACGAUCCGAAACUCUGCUACGUCGUCAUGGCGCAUCUGCUGAAGGUCACACCCGGCUGCCGGUUUCACGUCAGGGAGCAGCUUCUCUUCAAAGUCUUCUAUCCGACUUUCCUACGCGCCAAAGCGCAUUACGUGACCGAUAAGGGCAACGCGACGGCGAGGUUCCUCUUGCAAUCCUGUAUGUCCGUUAUAUCGUGUUUAAUCGUGAACCUGAAGAUGUGCGAGAAAUUCAUGGAGAUAAACGGACUGCACGAGAUACUGUCUCUAAUAUCGGACACGGCAUUCACCAGGAGCGUCUACGCUCUUCUGGAAGUCACCGUGACUGUGGAGAUCUGGAGCAUUUGCAAGGAACCAGACGAUACAGAAAGUACCGAAGCACCGGCGACGAGAUUCCUCUUUGAAACCCUCGAGAGAGAGACGAACGGAUUGUUCGUCAGCCUGCAGCGUCUCGAGGAACUGAGAACGGCGGAAGAGAAGGCGGACGAGCGAGGCGAGAAGGAUAUGCAUUCCGACAAUCAAGAGGCUGAAUUGUCCGAUCCCAGAGAUUUGAGAACGGAGAUCGCUGAAACGGCGAUUGAAGAUCUCGAUGAUACAACUCUAUCGCAACUGCCUGAAAGUGAUACUCAUCGCGAACAAUUAGAGAACAAGACUGAUUUCGUAGUAGAGGCUCCAGCAAUUUCGAAUCCGCUCGAGAAGUUUUACCCUCCCGCAGAAGAGGCCAUCGAGGUGUGCGACGACGGAGACGCGUCGUACAACAAAUUUAGCCUGCAUCAGGCUAGCGCAGCGUGGAGGGCUGCCGCAGGGGUAGCACUGUGCAGUCCGAAAUUCCGCACUGAGCUAUCGACACAUCCGGUAUCCGGGAAAUCGUUGCAGUUGUUCAAGCUGUUAACUGUGGGCAUCGCCACGGAUAGUAUCGAAGAUAAUUCAGCGCAUAAGCUCUUCGAGGCCCUGAUUACGUGUUGCCUGAUAUCUCCGUUGUAUGACUGCGACGUAGUCAUGGAGUUGGGAAGGACGCUGAUGAAUACCGGGAUUACGCUUGGCCGUGGAAUAGCUGUGAUAGUGGACGCGGUGUUGAAAGUCUCCAUGCUGAGGCCAGCGCAGGAAAACACCAUACAGCAGCAACCGCGUCCCAGACUACCAACCAUGUCGUUGGAGACUCUACCGGAUUACGGCGCGGACGAUAGUAGUACCGGCGAGUACGUAACUGCUGACGAUGGAUACGAGGCAGAUAUUGAAGUGCCUGGGAAAAGUACCAACAGCAACAUCUCGAAAAAAAGCAGCAGUCCCCUUGGACCUGUGAUAGAGCCGAGAGGUCAUGCCAAUGCGCAUCCUGCUCUAUGCUCCUUGGCGAUAGAUCUUUUAAUUCAUUUCAGCGAACAGGGUUUAGAUUUGGAGAGAGGAUCGAUAAUAACUGGUGGAUUGCGAAGGGUCGCUGUUACUUGCCGAGAAAGUGCCUCAAGUUGUGCCGCUCUCGCGGCCUCGGAAACUAUUACGAAAAUAUUGAGCGGUUUUAAGGAUGUAUUCACGGAUAACGAUCCGCGAUAUCGAGAUUUGCAGCACGCGGCGUUGGAAGUUUUUACAUUAUUGGCGACGCAGUCAAUCUCAUCGACGGAGCUGGUCGCGUAUCUGUCGUUUUUCAAAGUGAAGAAACCGCCGCUGUUGCCGUUAUUGGAGCCGUUGUAUCACCUGGUGCUGGCCGCUCGACCUCAGCCGAAUUUCAUCCUGUUGUUCCCCGUGAAAUACGACACGAGAGCGUCGCUGAAGAUCCAGACGGAGGAGCACAAGAAUCUGGAGAAGGCCGAGAACCUCGUGAACAAUUUCAGAAAGAAGCACCUCGCUACGGGAAUCUGCAGCCCGUGGUCCGUGCACGCGACGUGUCUGCCCAUCGGGCCGGAACUUGCUUGGUCGGUGUGGUUGCACGGCUGCUCCGUUUCUAUGUGGUUAAGGAUAGAAAGAGGGCUAUUAGUCGGCGGGCGUGCGACUGCCAAUACUUCCCCGCUGCUGGAUUCGGACAGCGAGAGUCUGUCGGACUGGGGUAUCCUAUCCGAUGACUGGAGUCGUAAUGUCGUAGCAGGUUCUGUAUCGCCACCCACGCCGACGUCAGUAAUACAUUUGAUGUCCAUUGGGUUCGAAUCGCUGGUUUUGGAAACUUGGCUCGACCUCAGAUCAGAUAAAUUAAUCUUACGGCUUACUCGACCGGACGACAAGAUGAACCGAACGAUCUCCGAAACUUCGAUAAACGGCAUGCUGCCUUCGGGAUGCUGGCACCACUUGACUUUAAACAUUAAAGAUACCGUCUUGAAUAAGCGCAGUGCUGUGGUCGAGGUCACGCUCUGGAUAGACGGUUGGAAAGAAAUCAAUGCUCAAUUACCGUUUGACGGUUUACUGGUGAGGAAGCCCGGUACCACGUGUAUUUUGUUAGGUCAAAUCGGAUCGAGCAGCAUUGGCGCAUGGUACCUUGGGAAUUUAAUGAUUUUCAGAUGUCCAGUGUUUACGAAAGAGCGUGCGUUGCAUCUGGCCGGUCUCGGACCAAAUUACACCAACUUGGCAGAUUGUAUUUUAAACACGGUGAAACCCGAUUUUGCACCUCUCAUUGCGUCCGGCGCAUUGAAUGGCGUUCGCGAAGUGAAAUACGAAGGAGGUAAAUUUGAUUUGAGCCGACGGAAGUCUUAUGGUGGUACUUAUUUGAAGCACGCCGUCGAGACAGUAGUAUCAGAAUCGAAAAUCGAUUGGGAUUCCGUUAUGGACGUGACAAACUCACAUCUUGGCGAGCUGCAAGAUAAUUUGCUUCUCAGUUACGAGGCUCAAAACCCCAAUAUCGUGCACUUGUAUCCUCAAGCUGUCGCUAAUCCUGCUGUUGUUGCGAGAAGUAUCUUCCCGGGCCAACCAGGUUUCAGAGUCGUUUCAGUCCCGGAGCACAGGGUGUCGCAGCAGCCGCCUCUCUCGAUACCUCCAAUGAUGUCUACUCGCUUAGAGAGCCAGCAAUACCGAGGCCUUGUGCCCGCGGCGAUCCUAGUGGGCGGCGUACCAGUAUUUUUAUAUCUCUUUGCGAGAGUGGUCGAAUUAAACUCCACCGAGGAAGAGCAAGCCCUGGCCCUGUCCAUAAUCCUGCAUCUUGUUCGCAGCGAUUCAGAACUCCUGAAUCAAUAUCGAUCGGACGGCGGGACGUCAUUGAUUCUGCGUGUUCUAGAAUCGUCUAGGUGUCACGCUGGUAGGCACAUUCUGAAGGCGAUGCUCGACGCGGCGUGCGACAGCUCGAUCAUCAUCAAGGACAUCGGCAGCGGUAACCAUUCGAUCUCGCAAAAUUGCGAGGCUGUUAUCAUAGACCCGGGAUUGAUCAAGGGUGCGCUUACCGCGUGGAGAGCUUGGGUGAAAUACGACACGUUAAAUUUACUGCUGCAAGCGUUACUAAUUUUACUGCGAGAUCAACAUUCGCAUCGUGAAUUCAAUGCGUCGCAGUUAAAUCGGGUCGGUAUCGUGGAUACGAUUCUCACCUUAUGCAAGGAGCACUUCAUGUACGAGAUGCACGAAGAAGAAAGUACCAUAUUGGACUCGAAUACCGGAAUCGCUAUCGUGGAACUGAUGCGCGCCCUAAUGGGCGCACCGCCCGAAUUUGCUCACUUGGUCGCCAUCACCGAUUACCUAGUCCUCGUUCAUCAAGCCUCGGAGACUUACGUCACUCACUCGCGAUACAAUAUCUAUUUUAUGUUGCCGCAACUCAAGGAGAAGGAUUCGAAAAGGAGCGGUAAUGUCAUUUCUGAUGACUCGAUAGGCAUAGUGGAGAACAGCAAACUGAACAAGGCAUUGACGAACGAGCAGAUUCAAAAGACGCGAAGUCCUAAAAAGAAGGAUCGUAAAAAUGUGCUGUCAUCGGACAAUACAAGUGCCGGAGAAGAUUCCGGAAUUGCGGGUAGCGAUGGGUCUAAUCCUCGAAGCAAUGACAGGCAAUCGUCAACGUACGCGGACGAGAGGAGGGCCUGCCAGGGCUUAGUCUGCGAGGGGCUGUUAUUGCUAUUGAGAGAUGCUGUGAGAGUGUUACCAGACUCUCAAGUUGGCUUAGUGCUGAAGCACGUUUUGAGAGCUGAAUUGCUAUUGGUUUUAGCCAAUGAUCCCGACAAUCGCGUACGCACGGCAUUGAUCAAGGUGGUGCAAACCUAUCUGCAACGCGCCAGCGAUGAGGAAGUUAACAAGUUUAUAAAACAGAAGUACUUCAUGCAUUUAGGGAAUCAGAUAGCUCUGUAUACCGGAAGCGAGUCGCUGAUCGUCGCUUUAGAGAACUUAGCUCUGCGGGGGCCGACGUUGGCGGCGAUGCCGCCGUUAAUGGCGAUGAUUGCGAAGGCCGCGGGCUCCGAUUCGAACGUGGCCAGGCCGAUAAUAUCGUUUAUCACUGACAUAAUAGCAAAGAACACGAGUGCGCUGAAAGUACUUCUGGAGCAAGGCCUGAUCGAGUCAUUGGCACAAGCUCUGGUCGCGGCUGCGCACAGAGGUACCUCGACGUCCCUUCACCGAGACAUCCACGUGCUGUUUGUGGCAAUCGCGACCAAGCUUCUGGAAUUACCGGGUAAUCAUCAGGUACAGGCGGUGCUCGAUCUACACACGAUACUCGAUUACAUGGAACUGUCGGAGAAGCUGCGGUGCCGCGCGAGUUCGACCUGCGCGGCCGUGAGAGACGCCCAGGUAGCGUUGUUCGACGGAGAGUUGGACGUGCUCACCACUAAAAUGUCGAAUCCUUCGGGAUUCCGACUGCGUAGCACGGCUUCCUACUUGGCCUCGGCAUCUUACUUUACCUCAGUUCUCACGACGUCCAGCGAGCAGAGCGAUCACGGGUCCCGCUCUUCUAGUUUCGCGAACUUUCACACGAAUUCGACCCCGGUACCGCGUGAACCCAGCAAGGGAGAGCUGAACGACCGUUUUCGCAUCAUUGUGACACGUGCCGUUGAAUUUAUAAUGGCCGCUGACGCGACGCCAUCCGUCAACGAACUGCAAUUAACGAGAAGGCUGUUUUCCAUUCUUUUGCAUGGCAUGUGCAAUCCGCUGGAGAAAAAAAAUCACUGGAGCAACACGUGGUCCGUCAGAUCGGCUCUGAGAAAGUAUACGGCUAGAAUUAUGGUGUGGCUGCUGGAGCCGCAUCAGAGCAUCAAUACGAGGGUAUACGCCAUCAGAUCUCUAAUGGAGGAACCGAGAGCUCGUGAAAUCUUGUCGUGUAUUCUGGAAGUUCACCCACAGAUGGAGCAAAAGUUUACUGUGUUCUUUUGGGACCUGUUGCAAAAACGGGACGAAAUGCCGAGUGCCGACGCUAGGGUAUGUGCAGAGUUGAGAGAGGGUCUGCGCGUAUGGAACCUCGCCAAAGGGAUAGAGCAAGCUAGUCCUGAAGUAUGGAACGACGAGUUAGCUUUGUUACGUCGAGAUUUGCUUCCAGAUCAAGAUAUUUGUAUCGACAAUUAUCCCGCAAUUUUAAGAAUCGGCAAGAGAUUCGAUGCGUUGGCGAAGCAGCUAACCGAAAGCGCCAUGACCAUAACGCGCUCGGUUGUGGAGGAACAAAACCGUGAGCGUAAGGUACUGAUGGAACAGCUGAAGCACACGCGAGCAUUAGAGGCUCAGGCAGUUGCCAGAUGGAGGGACAUAGCUAAGCGACUAACACACGAACGGGCGCCAUGGCAUUUUCCCGAGAGCUACCCGAGAAAUUGGGAAUUGGAUCCAACUGAAGGCCCCGCGAGAGUCAGAAUAAGGCUUCAGAGGUGUCACUUGAAUAUCGACAACAGAUUCUUUUUGCCGGAGUAUCAAGACAGAUUAGCGUCUUCUAAUAUCGAGUUGCCAUUAUCGUAUCUAUUUACGAGUGUUCGCGAAGACUCUAACACUGCGGCUCUAAUCGAACGGCUGCAUACGAGUGAGAAAAUACGCAAGAUGUCUCAGGCGAAAGUUGUCACACCCAGAGCCGAAUUAGCCGGAGAAGUCCUCAUUGGCGAGACGUGCGUGUAUUUCGUUCCGGACAAUCCCGACAUGCCGUUACAUACGGACAUAGCAUUGGGUGGCUUCGAUUUGGCUGUGGCUGGUGGUACUGCUUGGCGUCUCGAGGAUAUUCGAGAGUUGCACAGAAGAAGAUACCAACUGCAAGAGAGAGCCAUCGAAAUCUUUCUCAUCACUGGCAGAACGUACCUGCUGGCGUUCAAUUCGUCCAAGGAAAGAGACGAAUUUGCGACGGAACUGUCCGCUUGCAAUUUACCGAGGCGAAUCCCCGGCGAUGACUUGGGGGAGGCUCUAGCCUUGUGGAGGAGUGGCGCGCUCACGAAUUGGGAAUACAUAACUUGCUUGAACAAACUGGCAGGCCGUUCGUAUAACGACUUAAUGCAGUACCCCGUAUUUCCGUUUGUCCUGGCGGACUACGUCAGUGAGAAGAUUGACUUGAACAAUCCGAAAAUUUAUCGGAAUUUCAAGCGACCGAUGGCUGUGCAAGAUAAAAAGAACGAGCAACAUUACAUAAAUAACUAUAAUUACUUGAAACAAACUUUAACAGAAGGAUUAAAUCUAAUUGCCUUGAAUCAAGGACCAUUCCAUUAUGGCUCUCAUUAUAGUAAUUCUGGAACUGUAUUACACUUUUUGGUACGGCUUCCACCGUUUACUAGCAUGUUCCUUUGUUAUCAAGAUAACAAUUUUGAUAUUCCCGACCGAACAUUCCAUGCGCUGGCCACCACAUGGAGACUAACUAGCUGCGAUUCAACGACGGACGUGAAGGAAUUGAUACCGGAAUUUUUCUAUUUACCUGAAUUUUUAUUAAACUUCGAGGGAUUCAAUUUCGGUGUUCGACAAAAUGGCAACAAAGUUGGAGACGUUGAAUUGCCGAAGUGGUGCGGCGGCGACGCGCGUCUAUUCAUACUGGCACACAGAGCCGCGCUGGAAUCCGACGUCGUGAGGGAAGUACUGCCGUACUGGAUCGACCUCGUCUUUGGAUUCAGGCAGACGGGAAGACCGGCGAUAGAGGCGAUAAAUGUCUUUCAUCCCGCGACCUAUUACGGAUUCGACGUGGAGCAGAUAACCGAUCCCUUGGAACGUCAGGCGUGGGAAACCAUGGUACGAACGUACGGUCAAACGCCCGCGCAAUUAUUCCGGGCUCCCCAUCCGUUGAUUCAAAAUCUCAGCAAUAUCACGCUGUCUAAUCAAACACCGCAGGUUAUUGAAGGGAUCAAUGGUAUAAAAUGGGGAAAUUAUGUGGGCGCGCCCGGCAAUGAGCCUGUGUUAUGUUGGAAGCUUAAGCACAAAACACCAUUAGCUUCACUCGUUCCUUUGGCAACUGGUGACGUUUUUGGCUUGCCUAAUUACACCACGCUUCUUAUCGGUUACACCAAAGAAAAAGGCAGCAGCAUGUUAAGCGGUAUGUCUGUAUUGGGUGUCGCAUUAGCGUCAUGGAGCGGUACAGAUGGAGUCGCUAGAUUAAAAUGUAAGAAGGAACAACCGCCGAGGCCUCUGAUUAAAUCUUCAGGCCUUGAUCCCAUCACGACGUUGGCGUCCACUCCCGAUUGCGGACAGCUUUGGAUUGGACAUUUAUCGGGCAGAAUCACAGUGCAUGCGUACACUAUAGCGGCUACGGGCAAAAUCGAAUUCAGCUCAACGUCUGCGACGGUACUUCUGGCUCACAGCAGUCGGGUGACAGUGAUAUCUCUGUCACGCACAUUUAGCGUUGCCUGUUCCGGUGACGGCAGCGGUGUCGUUAUUAUUUGGGAUUUAAACAGCUUAACGUACGUGAGAUCGAUAGUCCGUGACCAAGGUUACGCCGUACAUCUUCUGUGUAUCAGCGAGACACUCGGGGAUGUGGCCGCCACUUACGACAUUUCCAGAUCAGAGGGCAACGCGACGACCAACAAUCAAUCCGAGUUGACGGUGCACACCGUGAACGCGAGGGCCGUGGGCACCAUUUUAUCCAGACGACGUGUGACGGCACUUUGCUACAGCAACGCGCCGGAGGGCGUUUCUGUCAAUGUCAUCGCAACUGGCUUAGACAACGGAAUAAUAAGAUUAUGGAGCAGUUGGGAUCUGCAGUUAGUCAGAGAGAUUUCGAGUAACGCGAGAGACUGCGGCGCGAUAAUCGCUGUGGCGUGGCCUUUGGAUCAGCACCACUUGUACGCGGUCACGGAGGACUUUACCGUUCUCAUUUGGGAGGGAUCGAGGCGUCUCAGCAACGGUACGCCGAAAUUCGUCAACCUGACGUCAUACUGACCUGCGUGGACCCGUCAUCCGAACAAUUUAAAAGAACGACACGGAGACAAACAUGGAGUACGAGCUGAGAAGACAGCUCAUAUAUAGAGAAAGAGAUUGUGAUUGGAGGGAUAAACAUGACAUUAUUUUCUAUAUUACUCUCGUAAUGUUUAUGCUAACGUGCAGCUUUUUUUUAUCGUUUCUUGUUUUAUUUGUAGGUUUUUUUUCCACUCUGCGUUAUUAUUAAUUUAAGAAUUAAUGUGUUUGUUUCGGCUAAUCGCGCUCAUCUUUUUUUCUUUCUUUCUUGCAUUCCCAGCCGUAAUCAUGACAUGUAUUGGAGAAAAAAUGAACAAUGCGCUGAAGUAUUAUUCUUAUCGAUUCUCCCAAUAUGAUUGUACCCAUAAUUAUAUAUCCUACAUUAUAUUUUUAUAUAAAUUUUUAUAUCGCAUUGCGUAUUGAAUUCAUAUAGAUUGUACGUCUCAUUAGUGUAUAAUGUUCAAUAACGUAAUUUAUAUACAUAAAUUUUUAUAGAAUAACAUAAUGCAGCAACAAAGACGCGUUUACACAAACCACUCAUUUUUCCAAUGUUUGCAUUCUCCUCUUGCUGAUAUUUCUAUGCAAAUAUAUGUAUAUAUGUAUAUGUAUAUCAAAUAAAUCCUUUACUGCAUUAAAAUACA